GGCGCAGCCAAUGGAGGGCGCGGGCAGGAGGGCUGCCGCCGGGGGCCGGGGGGCGGCGGGGGGGUCCCCGCCAAUCGCGGCGGGCCGAUGGCAGGGAAAUACUAUUAUGCUAAUGGUUGUUUUGCUCGCACUCGCGGGGAGCGGGGUUUAAAAGCCAGGCGGCCGGGGGCAGGGGCUCAGAGGCGGGAGGCAGGGCCGGCCGGAGCGCGGAGGGGACGGGAGGCAAGGAGAGGAGCGGCGGGGGGGGGGCACCCACCCCGUCCCAGCCCACCACAUCCCACCCCGCGUCCUGCCCGGCGGCGAUGUCUAACGUGCACCUCUCCGGCGCCGCCGCCCUGGAGCGCCUCUCCGCCCGGCGAGCCCUGGCCGGGCACGGCCGCAGCCCCGUCUGCAGGAGCCUCUUCGGGCCGGUGGACCACGAGGAGCUGGGCCGGGAGCUGCGGAACCGCCUGCGGGAGAUGGGAGAGGACGACCAGCGCCGCUGGGACUACAACUUCCACACCGACACGCCGCUGCCGGGGCCCGGCCGCCUGCGCUGGGAGGAGGUGGAGGGCGCCGCCGUCCCCGCUUUCUACCGGGAGACGCUACAGGUGGGGCGGCACCGAGUCCCCCUCCGCCGGGCGCCCCCCUCGCCGCCGCCGCCGCCCCCCGCCGCCGGCAAGGGGCCCGGGGGGCGACUGAGCCGGGAGAACCGCGCCGCGCCCCGCCGCCGCGGCAUGCGGCUCCGCCGGAGGGGCCCGACGGCCCGCAUCACAGAUUUCUUCGCGAGGAGGAAAAGGCCGGCGGAGCCCAAGGCGGCGGCGGAGCGCCCCGCCGGCUGCCCGCCGCCCCCCGCCGCCGUGCCGGCUGAGCAGACCCCCCGCAAGCGGCUCCGGUGAGCCAGAUUUUUGCACUACGGCACCCACGGGAGAGGCGCGCCGCCCCCGGAGGCGCGGCGCCCCGAAGGCGCGGGGGGCCGGGGAGGGCGGCGCGGCGAGCCGGGACCCCCUCUCUCUGCGCCCGCCCGGACCGGGAGCGGGAGCCGGAGCCGGAGCGGAGCCGGAGCGCCUGCCCGCCGGCCGCGGCCGCGCACGGAGCAGUGUUAACGUACAACUGUGCAAUGUAUUAACGUUUUAUAUAGAAAUGUAUUAUGCCUAAUGUGAGUACACUGGCCAGAAGUGUAAAGCUUUAAAAGUCAUUUAUAUGAAAUGUUUAAUCUCUGCUGAGCUCUCAGUGCAAAAAAAAAAAAGAAAGGAAAAAAGGAAAAAGAAAAAAAUGAAAAAAGCAA
Molecule: messenger RNA, 1267 nt
Organism: Chroicocephalus ridibundus (black-headed gull)
Lineage: Eukaryota; Metazoa; Chordata; Aves; Charadriiformes; Laridae
Gene: CDKN1C
Product: cyclin dependent kinase inhibitor 1C
Exons: 3
Coding region: 303-878 (191 amino acids)
Biological process (GO): negative regulation of cyclin-dependent protein serine/threonine kinase activity; negative regulation of mitotic cell cycle
Cellular component (GO): nucleus
Molecular function (GO): cyclin-dependent protein serine/threonine kinase inhibitor activity
Source: RefSeq, a predicted model, not a curated record